AUGAUGACAGAAACAUCAUUGUAUGAAGAUGAAACCUACUUGGGAGGUGGACAAUCUCUUGAAGACGAACUUCUCGGUAAAGGGUAUUUGAACGAAGUGCCAUUAGGCUCUUCUCUGGCCGCUGAACUCCAGUCUGCUACAAAUGAUCCCUUGCUGGAUGAUACCUUGGAUGCAGCGCCUACAGACGCAGCCACAACUACAUUGACAAGCAACAGCAUUAUGAACUCAACAGAAACAUCAUCUAAAUUAGCCUCCAUGGCAAUGGACAGACGGUCUCUAUCUUGUGAAGUCACUAGCCCUCUUUUAUCACCACUCCAAUGGUCUGCUUCUACCGGUCUUCGCAGUAGACGAUCUUCCUUCUCCUCUUCAUGGUCCUCCAUCAACGAUCCUGAAGAUGAUGAUCCAUUCGAGGUACUGAAAAGACAAUUAGAGGAUUUAAAUACAGCAGUUUGGGAAACAAAAACCCUUCACAAGCGCUUAUUGAAGACAUUAGCUGUUGAUGAAACACUCCAAGACCUCGUGACCUUUGCUCCACCCUUUGAAUACGUUAUUCAGUCUGUUAUCAACCUCGUUGAACGCAAAUCUCGCGACCGUGAAAGACAAACAAGCUAUCUGCGCAAUCUGGAUGGUGCACUCCGAAAAGAAACAAGCUGGAUGUCGAUCGAAGCACUGAAAGAAUUGGAGGCAUUGUUGGCAUCGAUCAAAACAACUCUCAACGACAGCAACUACUCCUAUGAGAAUCCUUUACCAGCUAUCAGAAAUCUAACUAUUGAAACCAGUGCAGCAACCGAAUCGCUUGAAGAGUUGAAAGAGAUCAUGUAUGUGAAUAAACGACAGGUGCAAGAGUUGAACUCUCGACUUCGAUCUAUUGCAAAAACCGUGCACGAAGUUAGAAAAGACAUGCGAAGGAUCAACAAAUUCUUGGAAGAGAAGGAUGACGAGGAUCCCAUCGUACUAGAGAAAGGUGAAGCAGCCGAAAGAGUCAAAGAGAUUAUGUGGGGUUUGGAUGAUUUGGAUUUAGAAUCAACAAAGAAGCUGAAGCAAAUGCAAGUUUUCUGGGAAACUGCUCAGAUAUCAUGCACUUGA
Molecule: messenger RNA, 1086 nt
Organism: Mucor velutinosus
Lineage: Eukaryota; Fungi; Mucoromycota; Mucoromycetes; Mucorales; Mucoraceae
Exons: 1
Coding region: 1-1086 (361 amino acids)
Source: RefSeq, a predicted model, not a curated record